Oncorhynchus gorbuscha (pink salmon) is the source of this 5919-nucleotide messenger RNA. RefSeq names its product disks large-associated protein 1-like. The transcript is spliced from 8 exons. Gene Ontology annotation, molecular function: molecular adaptor activity. Gene Ontology annotation, cellular component: glutamatergic synapse; postsynaptic specialization. Gene Ontology annotation, biological process: signaling. The annotation marks the transcript as partial. The record is from RefSeq and is a predicted model, not a curated record. Lineage: Eukaryota; Metazoa; Chordata; Actinopteri; Salmoniformes; Salmonidae.
UGUCGUCAUGCAUUACCACGUACAAGAAGACGCCUCCGCCGGUGCCGCCGCGCACCACCCCACCCAAACCCGUCAUCUCCAUCACGGCCCAAAGCAGCACCGAGUCGGCCCAGGACGCAUACAUGGACGAAGGGUCAGGCCUCCGGACCCGGAUCAGCACAUCCCAGCCCCACCUGUCCAACUCCACCGAGAGCAUCGACAGUAUGAAGGCCCUGACUGCAGCUAUUGAGGCAGCUAACGCCCAGGUCCACGGCCCGGCCAGCCAGCACGUCACCAACAGCACCAUCACCGUCACCGCCACCACCACCGCCUCCAGCGACAGCAAGAGGGACUCGCUCCGGAAGUGCCUCUCCAUAGGGAUACAGGUGGAUGGACCAGAGGAGGUUAGGGCGACAGAGGAGCACUCCAAGUUCCAGUCAGUGGGUAUCCAGGUGGAAGAGGAGAGAUGUUACCGCAGGAUGACCAGGUCCAACAGUGUGACCACAGCGGUCCAGGCCGACCUAGACGACCCUGACUACUAUCCCGUCGACGCUCCAGAGAUGGCGAUGCGCCACUCGGCCACCAUGCCCCGCCAGUACUCCCGGGACUCCGCCACCUCCACCGUCUCCAUCCAGGGCUCGGGCAACCACUACCACGCCCUGACUGUGGAGGAGUAUGGCGAGGUGGGUGUCGACCCAUCCAUCCUGCCCCCACCCGACCCCUGGAUGGACCAAGUGGAGGGCCCAAUGGAGGUGGUGGACGGGAGGGGGUCGUUGUGUCCCAGGGACGGGCGCUGGUUCCUCAAGCUGCUGCAGGCCGAGAUGGAGCGCAUGGAGGGCUGGUGCAGACAGAUGGAGCAGGAAGAAAUGGAGAACGAGCUGCCGGACGAGAUCCUGGGGAAGAUCCGCAGUGCAGUAGGCAGCGCCCAGCUGCUCAUGUCUCAGAAGUUCCAGCAGUUUCGGGAGCUGUGUGAGGAGAACCUGAACCCCAAUGCCAACCCCAGGCCCAUCUCCCAGGAUCUGGCUGGUUUCUGGGACAUGCUGCAGCUGUCCAUCGAGAACAUCAGCCUAAAGUUUGAUGAGCUGCACCAACUCAAAGCCAACAACUGGAGACCCCUGGACCCCCCUAAAGAGAGACAGUUCGCCCCUCCAGUGCCAAAGAAGCCCCACAGGGGCCACCCUCCCCUGGCCAGGGACCGUUCUCUGGAGAGCUCCGUUAGACAGCGGCUGGAGGCUCGCAAACGUCUGCUGGCCGCCAAGCGGGCCCUCGCGGUCCGACAGAGCUCUGUCACCGAGAGCACAGCAGACAGUAUUGAGAUCUACAUCCCCGAGGCCCAGACCAGACUAUGAGACACACACAGAUAGAGACAGAGACCCUCCCACACACACACACACACACACACACACACACACACACACACACACACACACACACACACACACACACACACACACACACACACACACACACACACACACACACACACACACACACACACACACACACACACACCUACAAUGGUGCACACAAACACCCACACAGGCACACACAGCACUGAAUGGUGAGGGUAGGGUGCUUGUAAUAUGAUCACAUCUUUAUUUACUUCAACAAAAGAGGGGGGACGGUCACAGCUCUAUAGUUGAGUGAGAAUACUGUAUAUUUAUUAAUUUUUAUCCUCUCCAUUUGAUCCUCUCCGUUGAACUUUCAGCUUUGACGUAGCUCCCCCCACUCCUCACUCCCAGCGAUGUUUCUUCUUGUGAUGUCAACUCUUCUUACAGAUAUUCCACCAACCAAGUGACCUGUUGUCACCCAAACAACAGGUAUACCAGUACCACAGCAUUGAGGCAUAAUGUAUAAUGUUUCUGAUUCAUUGGAACUGAAGGAAAGUUACGGAGGGAGGGGUAGUGUACUAGUGGGUCUAGACGGAGUGCUGUCAGGGCACACUAGCUAAUCCUGUUGGGUGUCAGAAAGCCUGAGACAGCAACUGUGUCCCACAUGACACCCUACUUCUUAAAUAGAGCACUGUUUUUGUGCACUACCUAGUGCACAAAAACAAUAACUACCUAGGGAGUUAUUUGAGACACAGCCAGCCUCUCUACUCUGGUGACCCUGGGUGAGGCUGCUACUGUGACUCACAGCACAAUAACAGCAGACAAUAGGGAAACUCAGUCUCUUUCCCCCUGUGGGAUACUACUGUCACGGGGUUCACAACACACACGCACACGCACACACACACACACAUACGCAUGGACGUACACUCAUUUGAGGUAACUUACCUAAACCUUUUUGAAUUGUUAGGGAGAACACCUGAGACAUGUCUAAAACCUUCUGGAGGCAUACGAGACAACUGUUUUAAAUGUUUCAAUUAGGAUUCAACCCUAACUUCGAUUUAAGUAAUAUUUUCAUUUAGUCAUGCAUUGAUGUCAAUGGAAGACUAAGUAAACUUAAGUAUAACUUAGGAUUCACCCCUUAUUAUUGAAAUCCAGGGAACAGCAGCUCUACAUGACUUGGCAAUGAAAUCACACACACAAGCAUUUUAGUGAGUCACCAUAUUUGAAAAACAAUGAAAUGCAAAGAAAAAGGGUAUACACUAAUGGUUUGAUACAAUGACUUUUAGUCCAACACCUAUGAACACCUAGAUGUUCUAUUAGAGCAACGUACAUUUAUCACACACUAUUUUGUUACUGUACUUUCAGAGUACUCUGAGAGACUUUGCGCAGUAGCUGAAUCAACACAGUCCGAAGGUGUUCAACGUAGACAAUAAUAUCAAUGUGCAAAAAUGACUUUCAUUUGUAAAAUCCAAACCUUUUAUGAAAUGGGAUUUGGAUGAGAGUUGUAGCUUGGGAUUCAUAGUAUUUACCAAUAAUCAAUAAAGGGUCUUUGUAGAGGAAAAAAAAUCAAAUAAAUAAAUCAACUCUGUGUCGGACAAUGACACUAUUCGUCCUUUGCUCCAAAUGCAGUCUUUCCAGUUACAGGAGCAGUGGCAUGAUUCUGCUGUACUCUCCUAUGUCUGAACUUUAGGGGUUAUAGGUCACAGGGUCACGUCCGUCUGUCUACCCUCAGAUGUGGUAGGAUUCUAGGGUUGACAACGCUAAUCCUGCCUGGCAGUCAGGUAUGGAGUUAGGUGGGCUCAUGGCAAGCUCUCAGAGAGAGGUCAGUGCAAUGAAAUCAGGGUCUGCCAGAAUAAAAAUGGUGAUUGACAGUUUAGCAGACUCUCUUAUCCAGAGCGACUUACAGUAGGGUUAGGUGCCUUGCUCAAGGGCAGAUAAACAGAUUUUCCACGUAGUCAGCUUGGGGAUUCAAACCAGCAACCAUUCGGUUACUGGCCAAGCGUUAUUAACCGCUAGGCUACCUGCUGCCCCGUUUAGUGUGCGAGUGUGUGCGUGCGUGUGAGUGUGCGUGCCUGUGUCUUUGAGUGCAGGUGUAUGUGUGUAUCUAAUGUGUAUGUGAGUAUAUGGGGUUUACCUGCUUGUUUCUGAAGUGCUUCCUAUUUUUCAAGGUCCAAACGGGCCUUUCUUUUCACUGUGGAUGUGUCCUAAAUGGUACCCCAUUCCCCAUAUAAUGCAAUACUUUUGACCCUUGGCCCACAGAGCUCUGGUCAAAAGUAGUGCACUAUGUAGGGAAUGGGGUACCAUUUGGGACGGAGCCUCUGAUUAACGUAGCAGAAUCGACAUACUGUUAGUCCGUACCUAAACAAGCCCUGCCUAUCAUUUUCAACGGAACGAUAUAUGCCUGCACGUAUGAAGAACAUACAACUGACUACAUAAUACGCAUGCCGACAUGAGCUAAUUGAAAUGUCUUCAUGUCAUUCUUUUCGUUUUGAACUUAUUUCAUUCUGGUUAUCAUAUUGUGCUGAUAAUACAAUUUGUCCUUAAGUUUAAAAAAGAGUCGCCUACUGCCGAUGUUCCUUUACUUUACGGGUAUCUUUAAAUGUAAAUUGUUACCAAUGUUCUACAUGACAAGAUAUUUUGUUAUUCUAUCAAACGACAGUGGGAAUUAUUUUCUCCGCAUCCAAACUGACACGCAAUCACUUGAAAGUAAUAUAAAAAUAAUACAAAGUGUUUAAUGGUGUUUUAUGUCCACUGUGUAUUUAUUAAUCCCCAGAAAAAAAAGGAUUCACGUUUGUUAUCAUUAUUAUUAUGCACUGACAAGGCCCUUAUGCUGUGUUUCUGAUUCUCCUUAUAUGGUUUUCUCUUUGGGAUAAAAGACACCUUUUAUUCUGUGUCAGUAGUCAGCCUUAAUUUAUAUUGUGAUAGUCAAGCACAAAUCAGCCUCAGGGGAAGAAGAAUAAAGCACGUGUGAUUGUCUCUGUGUGUGUGUGUGUGUGUGUGUGUGUGUGUGUGUGUGUGUGUGUGUGUGUGUGUGUGUGUGUGUGUGUGUGUGUGUGUGUGUGUGUGUGUGUGUGUGUGUGUGUGUGUGUGUGUGUGUGUGUGUGUGUGUGUGUGUGUGUGUGUGUGUGUGUGUGCGUGCGUGCGUGGGAUUGCGUGGGAUUAACCCAUGAAAAGGCUUUGUCUCAUACUGUAAAUAAUCCCAGUCAACAGGGAUACGUCCCAAAUGGCACCCUAUUCCCAAUAUAGUACAUUAAGUGCACUACUUUUGACCACGGCCCAUAAGGCUCUGGUCAAAAGUAGUGCACUUAAUAGGGAAUAGGGUGCCUUUUGGGAAACAAUCCCUUGAACAUUACAAGAGUUCUGUGGUUUAAUGGUUUAGAUCAACUACUCUUGUCAAAAUACACCAUUACAAAAUCUCUGCAAACCCAAUCACUUUGCAAUUUCUUUAUAUGAAGUAUUUUUUUUAUCACUUACUUGUAUGAGUGAGACAAUCUUGAACACAUUUGAUUUCAUAGACUGUUUGUGGGUGUUUGUAAACUCUAUUGAAACUGCUUUGACAUGAGGGAAAAUCCCUGCUAGCCAUAUACACUCACCGGAACAGUUUAUUAGGUACACCCAUCUACUAGUGGGUCGGAACCCCCCUUUGCCUCCAGACCAGCCUACAUUCUUCAGGGCAUCGGAAACGUUCCACAGGGAUGUUGGUCCCUGCUGAUGCGAUGGCAUCACGGCGAUAUAUUCAUGCCGCGAACAGUCCAUUCCAUCUCUUCCCAAAGAUGCUUUAUUGGGUUGAGGUCUGGGGACUGCGCAGGCCACUCAAGUAAACUGAACUCCCUGUAUUGUUCCAGGCAAAGUUUUUCCACUCCUCAAUUGUCCAGUGUUGGUGAUCACGUGCUCACUAGAGCCACCUCUUCUUGUUUUUAGCUGAUAGGAGUGGAACCCGGUGAAAUAACUCUGCUGCAAUAGCCCAUCCGUGACAAGGAUUGACGAGUUGUCCACACCACUGUUGUAUUGUGUCGUUAUUUGUCUGUUUGUGGCACGCCUUUAAGCCUGCUCGAUUCUUGGCAUUCUCCCUCCAUCUCUCUCAUCAACCACCUGUUCGCCCACAGGACUGCCACCGACUGGAGGUUUUCGGUGUGUUGCACCAUUCUCAGUGAACCAUAUACACUGUCAUGCGUGAAAAGCCCAGGAGAGUGGCAAUUUUGAGUGUGGUGUGAUCGUCGGCGCCGACGAUCACACCACACUCAAAAUUGCUGAGGUCACUCGAUUUGCCCAUUCUAACGUUCAAUCCAACUGUAACGGAAUGCCUCAAUGGCUGUCUGCCUGGAUUAUUUAACAAGCCACGGCCACGUUUCUCCCUGUCUGUAGGAGCGGUCUAUUUUCGUGAACGGGGUGGUGUACCUAAUAAACUGGUGAAUGUAUAAGAGAAACAUGUUCAUGACUGAAAAGUCUCAUAUGUUUGUGAUGGAAAUCGUGGUGAAUUAACUGUUCGGUAUGAUUUCUCAAUUAAUUAGACAAUAUUCAAAAGGUUACAAUACGUUUAUACAGUGGGGCAAAAAAGUAUUUAGUCAGCCACCAAUUGUGCAAGUUCUUCCACUUAAAAAGAUGAGAG